UCAAGCUCAACCAAUCGACAAAUAGGAAUCGAGUCAUCACAGCCAAAAAGUCGCUUGAUGAGGCUUAAGUGGUUUUUGGGUCAUAUAGCGCUAUGAUAUGCAAAUAUGUUCCUAGUUCUUUUGUACUGGUCGUUUUUUAAAAAUUGGAUCCGAUUAACUCUCUGGCUGCCCUGUAUUUUGUUCUGUUUUCGUUUUGCAGGUUUUCUUCCCUUAACUCCUGCUGUUCUUCUCAACUGUUCUAAAGCUAAAGUUUCAUUGAGAAACAGAAUCAAGUUCAUAGCAUAAUAAACUCAACUGAUACCCUUAAAUCAUGAAAUCAUGGUGUCUGCGUGCUUGCAAUUAGUAAAAACAUCCUUAGUCUUUACCCCUUAAAUAUGCACAAGAUUUACUAUCUAGCAGUACAUUAUUAGUCCAAAAAACCAGUCUGAAAACUGAAAUACUUGUACAAAAUGAGUCACCUUAUCACCCUUCUAGCUCUUCUAUUAGUACUCUCCAGCAGCUCUAUGAUGAGCCAAGGACAACUAGGACAGCCAGGAGGACCAGGCAUUCCAUGUAGUCAGGUGGCUAACGAGCUGUUGCCAUGUUUAUCUUACCUUGACGAACAAACCACAUCACCCUCGAGCUCUUGCUGCCAAGGGACUAAGUAUGUCUGGAAGCAUUAUGGGAGAGGAAAGAGCGAAAGACAAGAAGUUUGCGAGUGUCUCGAAUCUUUACUGCCCCUUAUAGGUGCUGUUGAUGGUUCACUGGUCUCUGCUCUUCCUCAACGUUGUGGGUUAAACAUUGAACUGCCGCCUAUCAGUGCAUACUUCAACUGUUCACAGAUACAUUGAUUGAAGAAAAAAACAAGAUUAAGGAAGUAAUAAUAUACUGUAAUACUUCUAUGGAGUUGUGCUAUUUUAGUUGUUAAGAAGGGUUGAUUUUUAAUAAAUGUAAAUUUAAACUGUAAGAUAGUUUCUCAUUUUUAGACAUUAAGGCUAAUCUCCUCGUAUAUACUGUAUUGAAGAGCUCAGGUAAUAUGCCUUGAAUAAUAUUAUCAAAUCAAGAGUUCUAAAUUGAAUGUCAAUAUGCUCUUAUAUGUAGUUGAAAAUUUGAAAUAUACAUGAUCCAAU
Beta vulgaris subsp. vulgaris (sugar beet) is the source of this 1109-nucleotide messenger RNA. Its product is annotated as probable non-specific lipid-transfer protein 2. Gene Ontology annotation, cellular component: membrane. The coding region runs from base 450 to 830 and encodes 126 amino acids. The record is from RefSeq and is a predicted model, not a curated record. Gene Ontology annotation, molecular function: lipid binding. Lineage: Eukaryota; Viridiplantae; Streptophyta; Magnoliopsida; Caryophyllales; Amaranthaceae. Gene Ontology annotation, biological process: lipid transport. The transcript has 2 exons.